Malassezia restricta is the source of this 939-nucleotide messenger RNA. RefSeq names its product ATP phosphoribosyltransferase. Bases 1 to 939 code for a protein of 312 amino acids. The record is from RefSeq and is a predicted model, not a curated record. The transcript has a single exon. Gene Ontology annotation, molecular function: ATP phosphoribosyltransferase activity; magnesium ion binding. Gene Ontology annotation, cellular component: cytoplasm. Lineage: Eukaryota; Fungi; Basidiomycota; Malasseziomycetes; Malasseziales; Malasseziaceae. Gene Ontology annotation, biological process: L-histidine biosynthetic process.
AUGUCGCAGCUCCUGCGUCCUGAGAACCUACAGGACCGCCUCUUGUUGGCCAUCCCGAAGAAGGGCCGCCUUUAUGAGACCUGCAUUUCUUUGCUGAAUGGUGCAGAUAUCCAGUUCAAGCGUGCGCAUCGUCUGGAUGUGGCGCUCGUGACCAACCUGCCUAUCGCGCUCGUGUUCCUCCCAGCAGCCGACAUCCCGCGCUUUGUGGCUAACGGUAAUGUGGACCUUGGUAUUACCGGUCAGGAUAUGGUGCGUGAGUCUGGUCCGGAUGUGUCUGUGAGCAUCACUGAAGUAAUGCCUCUCGGCUUUGGCAAGUGCCGUCUGCAGGUGCAGAUCCCUGAGGUGGGUGACAAGAUCCAGACGGUCGAAGACUUGAUCGGCAAGAAUGUGGCCACGAGCUUCGAGCACCUCACUAGCGAGUUCUUCCGCGAUCUCGAAAGGAAGGCGGGCGUCCUGGGCGAGAACGGCCAACUCAAGACGUCGAUCCACUCGCUCAGCGGCAGUGUGGAAGCCGCAUGCGCCUUGGGCCUCGCUGAUGGCAUUGUCGACCUUGUCGAAUCGGGCGAGACAAUGCGUGCGUGUGGCCUGAAGCCCAUUGACACGCUCAUGUCGUCUGAAGCCGUUCUGAUCAGCUCUUCCAAGCCGCACGAGCACACGAACACGUCGCUGAUUUCUCUCAUUACCGCGCGCAUCCGUGGUGUGAUUGCUGCUUCCAAGUACGUAUUGUGUCAGUACAAUAUUCAGAAGGACAACCUGGCGGAGGCGUUGAGUAUUACGCCCGGCCGCCGCGCUGCCACGGUGAGCCCGCUUCGUGAGUCGAACUGGAAUGCCGUGUCGAGUAUGGUGAAUCGCAGCGACGUUGCCACCAUCAUGGACCGCCUCGAGUCGGUUGGUGCGAGCGAUAUCCUCAUUCUCAGUAUCAACAAUUGUCGUGUGUAG